CAUUCACUACUUCACAAUGUCGUGCUUGGAAUCACCCAAACUCACCAACCACGACCACUCUCAUGUCUCUCUCUCUCUUCCCUGAGACUCCAGAUUGUCUUGUUUGAUUUUGAUGGCUCUUAAGGGUGUAUCCAUCUGGGGUUGUUCCCAAGCUCCUCCUCCUCAAUUGGGUGUUGUGAAUUCUCAUCAUUCCACGCUUCAGAUUGGGAAUCUAAGAUAUGAUCUUGAGAAAUGCCGCAAAUGGGAGUGUUGUUGUUUGGGUAUUUUAGCUGAGAGAGCUAUCACUCCUGUUGAAGAUGAGAAGCCAAGUGUCCCCUUUGUUGAGUCUUCUGGGGAUGCUGAUGGGGUUCACCAAAAUGACUCAGACGGGUUUCAUAAGGAUAUUAACCUGCUUCCUAAGCCAUUAACAGCAAUUGACGUUUCUUCUUCUCCAAGAGAUGGAUCAAAAGUGCGCGUGGCUUACCAGGGACUUUCGGGAGCAUAUAGUGAGGAUGCUGCUUUGAAAGCAUAUCCAAAAUGUGAGACUGUGCCAUGUGAUGACUUUGAAGCUGCAUUUAAGGCAGUUGAAUUGUGGUUAGUGGAUAAAGCUGUUCUACCCAUUGAAAAUUCUGUUGGUGGAAGCAUCCACCGAAAUUAUGACUUACUCCUUCGCCAUAGGCUACACAUUGUUGGGGAGGUGCAGUUGCGUGUCAACCACUGCCUCUUAGGUUUGCCUGGUGUGAGAAAAGAGGAGGUCAAAAGUGUUGUGAGUCAUCCUCAGGCUCUUGCUCAAUGUGAGAAGAUGCUUAGUGAUUUAGGUGUUGUCAAAAUUAGUGCACAUGAUACUGCUGCUGCUGCUCAGACAGUGGCCUCAAAUUGUGUAAGGGACACUGGAGCUAUUGCAAGUUCCCGAGCUGCAAAAAUAUACGGCCUUGACAUUCUUGCAGAAAGAAUUCAGGAUGACGAUGAGAAUAUUACUCGUUUCUUGGUCCUAGCAAGGGAGCCUAUAAUUCCAGGAACUGACAGGCCCCAUAAGACUAGCGUUGUUUUCAGUCUAGAAGAAGGUCCUGGUGUAUUAUUUAAAGCCUUGGCAGUGUUUGCUAUGAGGGAUAUUAAUUUGUCAAAGAUAGAGAGUCGCCCACUGAAGCAGCGCCCGUUAAGGGUUGUUGAUGAUUCAAAUGAAGGGAGUCCCAAAUACUUUGACUACCUCUUCUACAUUGAUUUUGAAGCUUCUAUGGCAGACCCUCGUGCACAGUAUGCUUUAGGACAUUUGCAGGAAUUCGCUAGAUUUCUUCGAGUUCUAGGUUGUUAUCCCAUGGAUACAGUUUCAUAAAAGUUCAAUGCCUUAACUAGGAGCAACAGUCAAUGCCGUUCAUUUUACUGAUAGCAUAAGCGGCUACUGCCACAGGUUCAUCUUCAAUCAGAGACAAGGGGAGAAAGUAUUCUUUAAAAGCAUUACCCCUUUCUAAAUUCUUUUCAUCUCCUAAGGAGGUGCUUUGGAGUAUCAUGAUAGUUUCAACAGUGGGGUGAAUGCUGGUACAGGCAUCGUCAUUUCGUUAUUUUAUUUCGAAUGCAGAUUGGAUAGGCA
This is a messenger RNA of Gastrolobium bilobum, 1567 nucleotides long. RefSeq names its product arogenate dehydratase/prephenate dehydratase 1, chloroplastic. The record is from RefSeq and is a predicted model, not a curated record. The coding region runs from base 113 to 1312 and encodes 399 amino acids. Gene Ontology annotation, biological process: L-phenylalanine biosynthetic process. NCBI's taxonomy places the organism in Eukaryota, Viridiplantae, Streptophyta, Magnoliopsida, Fabales, Fabaceae. The transcript has 11 exons. Gene Ontology annotation, cellular component: chloroplast; cytoplasm. Gene Ontology annotation, molecular function: prephenate dehydratase activity; arogenate dehydratase activity.